Cavenderia fasciculata is the source of this 3351-nucleotide messenger RNA. RefSeq lists its product as uncharacterized. NCBI's taxonomy places the organism in Eukaryota, Evosea, Eumycetozoa, Acytosteliales, Cavenderiaceae. The transcript is spliced from 13 exons. Bases 1 to 3351 code for a protein of 1116 amino acids. The record is from RefSeq and is a predicted model, not a curated record.
AUGAUCUGUCAAACAGUUCGAUCGAUUUACUGGUCAGGGACAGACGAACCCAGUGGUUGUACUGGCUUUGAUUCAGUUGUAUGGAUCAUCAAACAAUAUGGAUUAUCUGUUGGGAUGAAUGAAGCAACCAUCUGUGCUGCAUUUUUCUGUAAUAUUUUUAAUGGCACAAAACACAUUACAGUAAUAAACCUUUCAGCGGGUGGAGCAAUCACAACAUUGGGGCCACCAGAUCCAUCGGAUGUUUUUGACUUUCCUCAAUUAACUGGAUUGAGUAUUACUGCAUCUACUAAUCAAUUCAUUGGUGACGCCAACCAAAGCAUCCUUACAAAACUUCAAAAUAUACCACUUUUGGCUACAUUAUCGUUAACAAAUGAUGGCUCAUUGACAACAGUUCCAGUUGGAUUUCCUUCUACUUUUGGACUGCCUUUAUUGAAACAAAUUAGAUUUGUUCAAAGCCCACUCGCCUCAAUUCCAGGCUUUUUCAAUCAAUCGACUAUACAGACACUCACUUUGGAGAGGUUGUCAUAUCUCGUUGAUUUUGGAAUUGACUCUACCGUCACGCUUCCAAAUCUUGUAAAUUUAAAUUUGGGAGUGGAAACUCCCUCUGUUGUUAAUACCAUUGAUCUGGUGAAACCAUCCUUUCCAAAACUUAAACAAGUAAUAAUCACUUUAUCAAAUACUAAUUUAAAUGUUAACCUUGAUACAGAACCUAAUGCAAUCGUUCGAUGCAUAUCAACAAUCAACUCCACCUUUAAUAUUAAUGUAAUCAACACUCAAAAUAUCGUUGAAUUUUUAAUUGGUGGUGCACAGUCUACAGUUGUACCUUCUCCAACAACUUGGCCAAAUUUAAAAAUAUGGGAUGUAGUGAAUUCACCAUUAACAAACACAUACCCUUUUUCGGUAUACCCACCACAAGUAAGGUCAUUUGGAAUGACUUUAUCAGAUCUCACCGCCAUUCCUACAACUCCUCUCUCUCCUUCUCCUGGUCUCACUAAAUUAUCAUUUUUCCAGUCAAAGAUAACAGGUGAUAUACAAUGGCAAUAUUUUACCAAUCAACCCAACGGUUUUGAAUUAGACUUAUCUUAUAAUACUGGAAUAACUGGAGUAGUACCAGACUCUAUGUGUCCCUAUAAGCUUAGAAUUUCUCAAACAGCUAUCUCUAAUCUUCCAAGUUGUUAUUUUUGUUAUUAUCAAAGCAAUUCUAUAAUGAUCAUUUCAGAUGUUCCAGUUCCUCAAAACUAUGUUUGUGAUAUUACAUUUGAAAGUACGGAUUUAAUUUUCUUAUUUGGAACUGCUAUGCUUAAUGGUUCGAAUAUUGGGUAUGGAAAUUUAUACACAAUUGGAAGUCGUCAAAUUAAUUUAGUACCAACAAUUCCAAACAAACAAUUAAAGGUUAUUGAUAGAGGAUACCAAAAAUACCCGGGUCCAAAAGGGAUCAUGUCGAUUCAACUCGAUAAUAAGUACCCGGCCUACACCUAUGACAUGACUUCACUUGAAGUUGGGUUCAAUAUUACCGCGGUAUCUAUCGUAACAAUCCCCCAGGCUGUAAAUGGAUCCGAGCCAGUAUUGGCAGUGGUCGACACUAAUUUCCUCUAUAUCAACAUCACCAAUCCACCUGACGGUCUCAUCACCUUUACCAUAUCAAAUAGUUACUUUACUGCUCCACCAAUUACCUAUAAUUAUACUCAAAGAUUUCCAAUUAUCAAUUCUUUUACAUUUCUCAGUGGUGGAUUGGCACAGGUUGGCUCAGUGUAUCUUUUUAAUGGUAUAUUUGAAGCUGGUGUUGCCAAUGCAUCAAGUAUUUACUUCAAUGGUGAUGCAACCAUUUGCAACAUUACAAGUGUCGUUGCAAACACUAUUCGUUGUACUCAAUUGAAAAAUAUUGUUGGUGGUGCGACAACGAUUACAUUAUCUGAUAAUGGGUUCAUCUCUCGUUCGCCAUUCCAAACAGUCCUAAAAACUCCAUACUCGCAAUGUACACAGUCUACUUGCCAGAUUCGUGGUACCUGUGAUGUUAGUGGCGAGUGUGUUGGAUGCAAGACAGGAUACUAUGGUGUAAAUUGUGCAAAGGGUUAUCCAAAACUAUCGUCCGGUAGUUAUGUAGAUGAUACCACAACAAAGUCAAGAAUCAUUAGUUUGUUUGGUGAUUUUAGUCCCGAACCAACAAAUGUUACUAUUACAGUUAAUGGAACUUGGACAUGUACACCAUUGGUUACUUUACCAACUAUGGUUAAUUGUACCAUUCAACCAAUUCCAACAACAACUGGGUUAGUGUCGGUUGAUAUUAAUGUCAAUGGUUCAACAAAUAAUGCAAAGGAUUUUAUUUUAUUCCGUCCCAUUCCAACCACUCCAUCCUCUUCUGAUUCAUCAGAGACACCAACCAAUCAAUGUCCAAAUAAUUGCUACGGUCAUGGUGAAUGUAUAGAUUCAAAGUGUAAAUGUUUUGAAGGAUACCAAGUAGAGGAUAACUGUUUAACAAAGAUAAUCAAUAAUAAUACAAUCACACCCAAUACAACAGCACCAACAACAUCAUUUGAUAUUGAUGGAGUCGAUUUCCAAUUUGAAAUUGUUGCCAUUCAAGAAAUAGAUGUUGACAGUAAUAUUGUUCAAGAAUUAUUGACAGAUAAAUGGAAUGCAACCAUUUACAAUGACACUCAAACAACUACAGUCAACUAUCAACUAAAUACUACAUCAACAACAUUAGCAAUGGUCAGUGCAACAAUAUCAUUCUCAUCACAACCAAGAGAUAUUCCAUUUGGAUUAGAGACAUUACAUAUCAAUGCCAACAGUAUCAAAGUAUCGGUGAAUAUCAGUGAUUGGCAAUACCAAUCAUUCUUGACAACACUACGAGUAAUAUUCAAAACCACACUAUCAAAAGAUCAAUCAUUUGAAUUUGAUUGUCAACAACAACAAAUCGACAGUCUUCAAUUCGAUCAACUAUCAUCAUCGAUUCAAUAUCUCAGAGUUGUCAAAGAUAAUAUUCAAUUCACUGGUCGAUUCAUUGAUUAUGUAUUGUCAGAUGGCAGACCAUCAUUUUCAAAGACAUAUUUAAUCAAUCAAACAGACAACCAAGACAAUGAUCAGAUGACAACAAUAUUAAUUGGAAUCAGUACACCACAAUGUCAAUCAUGUAUUUUAGAUCCAGAUUUCACACCAUUAUUAAUCGACAAGAGUGAAGAUUCUGGUUGUGAAAAGAAAUCAAAUGCUUGGAGAAUAGCUGUUGGUGUAUCUGUUGGUGGUGCUGCUCUUAUCGCCGCAUCUGUUAUUGCCAUAAAGUAUAGACACAAUCUUACCAAAACUAAAAAAGCAAACAAGAAGAUGUCACAAAAAUUAAAAGCUAUCAAUCAAUAA